ACAAAUAAGCAAAAAACCACCGACACCCUUCAAUCAUCUUCCAAAAAUGCAUAACUUCUUCAUCAUCACAUUUCUGAUCCUCUUCUUCUUCUACAGUAAACCCUCCGCCGCUUUAGGCGAAGGGACACUCGCGGGCGGUUGGAAGCCCAUACCCAAUGUCACUGACGCUACAGUCGUGGACAUCGGCCAGUUCGCGGUCGAUGAGCACAACAAGGAGGAACAUGUGUCUCUUAAGUUUGUGAAAGUUGUUAAAGGAGAGAGUCAAGUGGUGGCUGGAAUGAAUUACAAUUUGACGGUCACCGCGGCGGAUGGUGGUGUCGAGAGUAGUUAUGUGGCGUUUGUUUGGGACAAACCUUGGCAGAAGUUCAGGCAGCUGGUGUCGUUUAAAGGACCUGUUUGAUGUAAAAUAUAUAUAUAUACAUAUAUAUGCAGGUUUUUGUUUUGUGUUUUGGAAUGUGUAAUAGUUGAUGAUAGUUUCGGUAUCGGUACUAUCAGAAUCGUUAUAAUUAAAUAAAUGGAGAUCAGAUCAUAAUACAUAAUAAUACAUAAGUGUUUAGAUUGGUGUUUU
Molecule: messenger RNA, 568 nt
Organism: Helianthus annuus (common sunflower)
Lineage: Eukaryota; Viridiplantae; Streptophyta; Magnoliopsida; Asterales; Asteraceae
Product: cysteine proteinase inhibitor 1
Exons: 1
Coding region: 47-400 (117 amino acids)
Molecular function (GO): cysteine-type endopeptidase inhibitor activity
Source: RefSeq, a predicted model, not a curated record